Messenger RNA from Leptosomus discolor (cuckoo roller), 592 nucleotides. Lineage: Eukaryota; Metazoa; Chordata; Aves; Leptosomiformes; Leptosomidae. The record is from RefSeq and is a predicted model, not a curated record.
AUGAAACUCGCCCUUGUAGCUGAUGGCCAGAAACAGCACACAGGAGAGAAGCCCUACGAGUGUGCAGAAUGCGGGAAGGGCUUUAAGGGGCACACCAGACUCCUGAACCACCUGCAAACCCACAGGAGAGAAAAAACGUUUGAGUGUGUAGAAUGUGGGAAGAGCUUUAGCAGGAAGGCCAACCUGGUGGUGCACCAGAGAGUCCAUACAGGGGAGAGGCCCUACAAGUGUAAGGAAUGUGAGAAAACCUUUAGCCGUACCUCAAACCUUCUUGCUCACCUUAAGAUCCAUUUGAAAAACAAAACUGUUUCCUGCACCGCGUGCAAGAAGAGCUUCAGUGAAAGUGCAGCUCUCUUCUACCAUCAGAGAGUGCAUAUGGAUGAGAAGCCCUAUAGAUGUACCGAGUGUGGAAAUAGCUUCCGGCUGUGCUCAAACUUCAUCAAACAUCGACAGAUUCAUUCGAGACAGAGACUCAGUGAAGACACAGCAGCUGCAAACCAUUCUGAAUUUACAUCUUUGCAUCAUAAAGAAGAGCAAGGGUGUGGUGCAGAGAAAUGUGAGAGGGAUCACUUGAAUCUUGUUCUUGAGGAAU